This is a messenger RNA of Acanthosepion pharaonis, 624 nucleotides long. The record is from the annotation of a GenBank genome assembly. Lineage: Eukaryota; Metazoa; Mollusca; Cephalopoda; Sepiida; Sepiidae.
AUGCGACGUGAUUUCACUUGGACAUUUACCGUGGCCAACGUGAAGGUACCCAUCCUCGGCGCGGAUUUCCUGGCGCAUUACGCACUGGCGGUCCAUAUGAACCCUAGGACUCUGUCCGAUACGACUACGAAUCUCCGUGUCUUAGGUACCCUUACACGUCAAGGCUCCACAGGAAUCAGCGUCGCAACAUGCCAUGGUGGCGAGUACUUAGAUCUCCUGACACAGUUUACGGAUAUAACGCUGCCACUCCAAACGUUUUCAAAACCAACAUCUCCUUUCGUCGAGGAACUCCGCCACAAAAUGGCCCGGCUUAAAUAUGCAACUCCGCGACAGCAACCGGUGAAUUCGUACAUCCCUCAACACUUGCGGGAUUGCAAAUUCGUCUUCGUACGGAACGACGCCGUGAGUCGACCACUCACGCCGGCAUACCAAGGUCCUUUUCAUGUUCUUCGGCGCACCGACAAGCACCUUACGAUCAAGCGCGCCAACUCGACCGACACCAUCGCGAUCCAUCGGACCAAGCCUGCUUUUCUGGAGAAGCGACACGUACCCGGCAGACGCAGCACCGCAGACAUCAAACGAAACCCCAGCGACUCCUGUGCAGCUCGGCCCGGGGGGCAAUGA